Messenger RNA from Triticum aestivum (bread wheat), 2479 nucleotides. RefSeq names its product protein SEMI-ROLLED LEAF 2. Bases 1265 to 1753 code for a protein of 162 amino acids. The transcript has 8 exons. The record is from RefSeq and is a predicted model, not a curated record. NCBI's taxonomy places the organism in Eukaryota, Viridiplantae, Streptophyta, Magnoliopsida, Poales, Poaceae.
UCCCCUCAUGCCCUCCCCUCCCUCCCUCUCCUCCUCCCCGUUCUUCUCCUGCCGCUCUCCUCUUUGUUGCCGUCUGCCCCAGAUGCGGUCACCCCGCCCGCAUCUCCCUCCCCUCCACACCCCACCCGCGCCCCGCAUCUCUCUCGCCGGAGCGGCUGGCAGAAGGCGGAGAGGACGACCACCACCACCACCGGCGCCGCGGCAGGCGCCCACCGCGUUCCCCACGUCGCCGUCGCCGCCGCAAUCCGAUCCGAGGUAGGAGGCGGAGAGGACGACCGCCACCCACCACCACCAUCACCGGCGUCGCGGCAGGCGCCCACCGCGUUCCCCACGCCGCCGUCGCCGCCGCAGUCCGGUCCGAUCCGAUCCGACCCAACCCACCGAGCGACAGGCCGGCUUGGCCACGCUGGUGCUCCUUCUUCUCCUUCAACCUACUGCUGCUGAUCCCUGCCUCGCUGCUGCUCCUUCUCCUCUCAACGCUGCUGCUGCUCAUCGGCUUACAACUGCUGCCUCUUCUCUCCUCGGUUCCCUACUGCUUCUCCUUCUCUGAACCUGAACCCUUGCUGCUCUCUCUCUGUAUCUCCCUUCGCUGCUACUCUGCUUUCCUUGCUGCUCCUCCUCCUCAACGCCCCCUGCUGCCUCUGUUUCUUCUCUGAACCUGAACCCUUGCUGCUCUCUCUCUCUCUCUCUCUCUCUCUCUCUCUCUCUCUCUCUCUCUCUCUCUCUCUCUCUCUCUCUCUCUCUGAAUUUUCUAUAAGCCGAGAUGUGUAAAACUUUAUAAUGUUCAGAUUCUAAGACUGCUUGCAACCUGUUAUAUGUUUAGUUGGUUCGCCGUGUGCUUCCGCAUUGCAUUGGUGCCGCUCGGACCCUGCUCGUGUCUGGACGCGUGCGCGUCUGGGUCGUCGUGGGUACCGCGAACGACCGGGUCGUGUCGCAGCUCGAUUUCCAUUCUGCUUUGCCGAUCGCCAUGGGCAAAACUCCCAAAAUGAUUCGAUUCACCAACCCGGGUUUGACCAAAAUGUAGCUUGACCUGCCAGGUUUGGGGGAGAACUCGCAGCCUGAUUUCGUCAAUUCUGAAUCCAUAUCAUUGAUCGGACAUUGUGAGAACUUGAGUCAUGUGGUGUUUGUAAGUGAUCGAUGCUAGCGCGCUCCAAUGGCAUUGUUGUGUGGUGUUUGUAAGGGGCUGAUGCUAGGGAUUUCUACAGUGCGUUGCAAUGGCACUAAUUAACAUGCGCAUUGUCAAUUCGACCCGUAGUAGUAGAGGAUGGGUGUGAUAUCGCGGAAGGUCCUGCCGGCGUGCGGGGCCCUGUGCUACUUCUGCCCUGGGCUCAGGGCACGGUCCAGGCAACCCGUUGAGCGGUACAAGAAGAUCCUUGCCGAAAUCUUCCCCAGAACACAGGACGAAGAACCAAAUGAUAGGAGGAUUGGGAAGCUGUGCGAGUACGCCGCCAAGAACCCUCUUCGAGUGCCCAAGAUCACAGUUUACCUGGAGCAAAGGAUUUACAAGGAAUUAAGAGCCGAGCAGUAUGGUUUUGCAAAAGUGGUGAUGCUGAUAUACCGCGGACUGCUGGUGUCUUGCAAAGGACAAAUAGCACACUGUUCUGCGCUCCGAGCAAGCGCCACUAAUGCUACAAUAGAUCAAAGUUCUGAAAUUGUGAGCAUUCAUAUACAGUCUUUGGAUCAAACAACAAAGGCAGCACACAUAAUUACAAGAUGCUUCAUGUUGGUGAAUAUAAUUGACUCUGUAUGGUGAAUUUGGUAGCUUUCGGAAUUGGCCUUACUCUCUGGUUUUUCCUUCCACGACAACAUAGUGUAGGAGUCGGCACGACGCUGUGUAAGGUACUGAUGAUCUCUGACAUGAGAUACUUACGUGAUUCUAACGUCGCUGCCUCCCUUCGCAAGCAUACCAAUAUGCGCUGAUCGACUGGAAGUCAAGGAGUUCGGAGUACUAUGAGCAUUUCUAAAGAUUCACACCACAUCGACUUCUGGAGCAAGCAUUCACCUUAAUGCAGGGGUCAUAUGAUCUUUCAGAGAACACCUCGACGAGCAAGAUCUUCAGACAGAGCUAUCCAAUACACUACUAUCACCAUAUGACAUAGAAAUCAUAUAUAUAUCGGUUCUCUUAGGCUACUGUUAGGACUUGCUUUUGGUAUAUCAUGUGACAUUUUCUAUGACAUCCUCAAAGUGAUGUAAUUAACCAAACCAGUACUGUUAUUAGUGCUUACUUCCUCCUAUAUCUUUCUUUGAGAAAUUCAAACGAUGGAAUCAGUCGUCUAUAUUUCCUUCCAUGUGUGGAAUACAUAUUGUAUAACCAGUAGUGGACUAGGUGGGUGCUGCCAUCGUGCUUUGCUAUUUGUGUAAUAGCCUGAAUCAAAAAUGAAUCGUGUUCUACCAAGUUGGAUAUAACUCUCACUGCAUUGUAAACAAGUUAUUGUGGGCUGCUAUUCUUCUUUGCUUUUGGUAUAAUGUUCUAAACGUC